Molecule: messenger RNA, 522 nt
Organism: Maniola jurtina (meadow brown)
Lineage: Eukaryota; Metazoa; Arthropoda; Insecta; Lepidoptera; Nymphalidae
Exons: 4
Coding region: 78-440 (120 amino acids)
Source: RefSeq, a predicted model, not a curated record
AACCAUUUUUCACAUUCGGUUUAAAUCUCUAGGUAUACCUUUUAAAAUUAUUUCAAUAGUAGAAAAAAAACUUUAAAAUGAAUUCAACAAUUUUCGUGAUAUUCGUAGUGAUUUGUGUUGUUGUAAGCAUGCCUUUGGAGCAAACUAAAAUCGAUCCUUCGUUCGAGUUGGUUCAAGAGCACAGUAUUUCCAAAAGGUUCAUAAAUCCAUCGAUGACUUCGGGCGGGUUCACAAGCAAUGAUUUUUCUAAAAUCAGAACUAAAAGAAAUUUGGAAGAAGAAUGCGAGAAGUUAGAGCUUUGCAAGCUGCACGCUCGCUCCAAUCGGAGUUUCAUAGCAGCGUUUCAAUUAUAUUUUGUGAAUAAGGAGAACGCUCGCCUGUGGGACCAUCAUACACACACGUCCGCGGACUGCAACCGGCGCUACAGCUGUUAUAGAUAAUCUACCACUAAAACCAAUAGUUUUGUCAAAAUCUACCCAGCAUUUACAAAAAACAAUAUAAACUGAUUAUUUAGGUAAAAUA